CAACGCCGUAUCCAUGGGAACGUAAAUGGGAAGUUUUGUUUAUUAAGCAGUUUGAGAUCUAGAUUGUUUGCUUAUCCAAGUUGUUAAACGCUCGCAAGUAAUUCUGAAGGGCGCAUUUUUGUAUUUCUUCUUUUCGUUCGGAUAACUGGAUAUUGGUAAUCUGCUAAACUGAUACGUUAGCCGUACGCUUUAGGUCUCCGUGGGACCACUUACAGCCAGCACAGAAAUGGAAGAGGCAACGUACUAUUUGGAACAAGUCACAAUAACUGAAGAGUCAGAAGAUGGUUACUCGUACGAAGAGGUGCCACUGGAUGACUAUGAUAGCAUUGUAGAAGGUGAAGAAGAUUUUGAGAAAGCAGUCCAUGCUGUUCAGGAGCAGACUGAAGCCAUCCAGGCUGUGACUGAGCGUCCAGUUUUGGUAUCCAAAUAUCCAGUUUCCCACAAGCCAGAAGUUGUGGAUGACUUCCUUCGAAACUUUUUGAUAAAAAUGGGAAUGAUGAAGACUCUUGACUGUUUUCAGACAGAAUGGUAUGAAAUGAUGCAUAAAAAUCAAAUUAAGUCAGAAGAUGCUGAGUUUGUUCCAGAUGUGUAUACCCACAAUCAGCUAUUAGACAAUGACAUACGGCGCCUUAAGAAAGAACUUGAUAAGUACAAAGAAGCAGCUAUCAACGCAAAAGAAUCUUUAGUAAAAUUGCAAAAAGAACGUGAUUUUCAUCGAAUGCACCACAAGCGUGUAGUUCAGGAAAAGAACAGACUUAUUAAUGAUAUUAAAAGGCUGAAGAGACAUUAUGCAUCUUAUGAGCCAGCACUCAAACAACUCAAUGAAAAAUAUCAAAUGGCACUGAAGCAAAAACUCUUGAUAAGCUUGGAAAGAGACAGAGCUCUUGGAGAGGUUACAGGUUUGCAAGCCACUCUUAAAAAUAUAUUAUCUGGACGUGAAUUCUCGCUUGCUGAAUCUGAAGAUGCAUGGUGGGUUCCUUCUAAGAUGAAAUGACACAUUCCAGCAAAACGUGAACAUUUUCAAGUCAAGCAACAUAGACCAAAAUGUUUUUUUUUUUAAAUCUAAAAUGUCUGAUGUUUUUUUAGUGUGAAAUGAAGGUCACUGAUUUUCAAAUUUCAGAACCAUCAUUUAAUGCUGAUAUAGCUUGAACAUAUCUGUAGAGAAUGCAUGAAUGUAUUGUUUAUAAUUUUAAAACUGAAAUUUCAUCAGCACAUUUAGUUGUAUAUAGUGCAAAAUACAUCUCACUUGUGUAUCAAAAUAUAUCUCCUUGUACCUAAA
Protopterus annectens (West African lungfish) is the source of this 1279-nucleotide messenger RNA. RefSeq names its product sperm associated antigen 16 (gene SPAG16). Gene Ontology annotation, biological process: axoneme assembly. The record is from RefSeq and is a predicted model, not a curated record. Gene Ontology annotation, cellular component: axonemal central apparatus. Lineage: Eukaryota; Metazoa; Chordata; Ceratodontiformes; Protopteridae. The transcript has 9 exons. The coding region runs from base 227 to 994 and encodes 255 amino acids.